UUCGUUUUCUGUUUGCUUUCUUUGCUGUGAUUUCCUUGAAAUGAGCCAAGCAUAAAUCCAUUCCAAGUUGCUGAUUGCCUAAGCCUGGAACCAAGCCCUCCGUAUCAAAUGUCACAUUAAAACCAAACGCUCUGAGGAAGUGCCCUCAAUUUGCAAGAACUUCUGAAUAAGAGCCAUCGGUAGAUACCCCCUUAAAGCUCAUUCCAAUGGACCAGCUAACGAGAGGCAUCCAUAGUCUGGAUUUAAGGGGAAAUUAUCAACCCGGUGAGCUUGUGCUCAGAGGAGGCCACGCCUUCCCGGUGCUGAAGUCUUCAAACGGCCAAAUACUCAUUGCGGCAUCUUACUAUGGCAGAGGCAAAAUGGUGGUGGCUUCCCACGAAUUGAUUCUACCAAGCCAGCCUGUGCAGCCCUUUAUUAGAAAUGCUUUGGAGUGGCUGAAGCCGAGUUCCUCGUCAACAGUGGGAUUCCACAGCACCAUGUAUUCCUUGUACCAGGCACUGCAGGGCUGUGGCCUGAAGCUUAACCCUAAUGGAAAGCUUGAGGAGUCGAUAGGGGUGUAUUGCCGAGAUGCCUAUGAUGACUCGCAAGUUGCCGAAAUCCUGAAUUUUGUUAAGAAAGGUGGGGGAUUGCUCAUCGGAGGCCAGGCCUGGUACUGGUCCUACUCGAAUGGAAAACACAACGCGUUGCAUGCAUACCCUGGGAACAAAAUCACAGGUCCUGCCGGGAUCUACUUCACGGGUGAAGUUGCAGAUAAUGGUGUCUACCAAGUGUGCAGAUAGCAGGGAUCCUGAUAUCACCCAAUAAGCAAGAAUUGAAUCCCUCGAUCCUUCUACUUCUGCAUUCCUUGGGGAAGUAAAGAGAAGCUAACAGGCAUUUCAACUGCUUUAUAAACACAGAUUUCACUGCCAAAACCAUUGCAUUAACCAUCUACAUUCCCAUUCUCUCUUCUUAACCUGUGCAUUUUGGCAUUUUUAGUUGGCAUUCAUGAUUCCCUUUCUUUGUUUUCUUUGGCCAUGGUGGCACAGUGGUUAGAAAGCAGUACUGCAGGCUAACUCUGCUCACUGCCAGGAGUUCGGUUCCUUCAAUCCUGACUGGCUCAAGGCUGACGCAGCCUUCCAUCCUUCAGAAGGGGAUAAAAUGAGGAUCCAGAUUGUUGGGGGUGGGGAGGGCAAUAUGCUGAUUCUGUAAACCGCUUAGAGAGGGCUGUAAAGCACUGUGAAGCAGUAUAUAAGUCUAAGGGCUAUUGCUAUUUGUGAGAGCAGCAUAUUCCCACCCAUUAAGCAGUGGAGAUGUUACAGUCGUAAAAGUGUAUUUUGCACAGCAUCAACUCAUUGCCUUCAACUAACAUCCUGCUAGAAUGACAAGAAAAUCAGCUUUGCGGUGUGUGAAAUAAGGAACCGAAUCUAAUGACCCGCAUGUUUAAGUUCUUCAGGGCAAGAUUUGGUGGGCAACUAGUGGACUAGUUAAAGAACUGUUCUAUGGAAUCCAUGGGAAGAACUGCCACCUGCAGUUUUACCUUGGUUAACAUCCAGCAUCCAGUUUUAGUCACCACAAAAAAGAUUUUUGGAAAAAGUGCAGAGAAGAGCAAGUAAGACGAUAAAAGGCCUGGAGACUAAAACAUAUGAAGAACGGUUGCAGGAUUUGGGUUUGGCUGGCCUAGAGGGGACAUGAUAGCAGUAUUCCAGUAUUUGAGGGGCUGCCCCAAAGAAGAGGGGGGUCAACUUAUUCUCCAAAGCACCCGAAGGCAAGACAUGAAACAAUGGAUGGAAAUUAAUCAAGGAGAGAAGCAACCUGGAAUUAAGGAGAAACUUUCUAACAGUGAGGAUAAUUAACCAAUGGAACAGCUUGACUUCCGAAGUUGUGGGUGCUUCAUCACUGGAGGUUUUUAAGAAGAGACUGGACAGUCCCUUGUGUCAAAUGGCAUAGAGUCUCCUGCUUCAGCAGGGGGUUAGACUAGAAGAUCUCCAAGGUCCCUUCCAGCUCCAUUCUGACAAUCUCAGAGGAACUGCUGCUUUUUUCUUCCUCCUUCAGCUGAACUGACUCUGCAAACCGACUUUCACAUCCAGAAAACAGAGCCAGUCUUGAGCCUGCCUGGUUUUACGUAACUGGAAGUUCGAGAAAAUUAAAGCAGAACAACCCUGCAUAGAAAACUCACACAUGAUUUUGUUUUUUUGCUUGCUUUAUAAAUGUCCUUUGCUUUGUCUGCUAUAAAAACCUUCAAGAAAAGCUACAUGCAUGCAUUUAAAUCAAAGAACAGCAGAUGCAAAAAUAACAAAGGAAGAACAGAAAUGAAAUAAAUAUAUAAAUAAAUUUCA
Molecule: messenger RNA, 2315 nt
Organism: Pantherophis guttatus
Lineage: Eukaryota; Metazoa; Chordata; Lepidosauria; Squamata; Colubridae
Source: RefSeq, a predicted model, not a curated record